This is a messenger RNA of Xyrauchen texanus (razorback sucker), 2661 nucleotides long. Its product is annotated as T-box transcription factor TBX6-like. The transcript is spliced from 8 exons. Gene Ontology annotation, molecular function: DNA-binding transcription factor activity, RNA polymerase II-specific; RNA polymerase II cis-regulatory region sequence-specific DNA binding. Gene Ontology annotation, cellular component: nucleus. The record is from RefSeq and is a predicted model, not a curated record. NCBI's taxonomy places the organism in Eukaryota, Metazoa, Chordata, Actinopteri, Cypriniformes, Catostomidae. Gene Ontology annotation, biological process: heart looping; regulation of transcription by RNA polymerase II; vasculogenesis. The coding region runs from base 1 to 2661 and encodes 886 amino acids.
AUGCUGGGUGUGGAAAUGUACCCUAGUUUGGCCCUGGGACCUCAAAGACUGGGCGAAUGCUUUUACAGAGAUUGUGAACCCCUAGCACAUGUGCCUUUGUACCCUACUACAUGUGAUAUGGCAGCUCGUGCGCUUCCCGGUCGACUGUUGCAGCCGCCUCCUGCCACUGCAGAGACUUCUGUCAGUCCUCAGGAUAAUGUCAAAAUGGAGCUUGAGAAUGCAUCAUUGUGGAAACAGUUCAGCACAGUUGGCACAGAGAUGAUAGUCACUAAGAAGGGCAGGAGAAUGUUUCCACAACUGCACUUGAAGUUGUCAGGGUUAAAUCCAUCCCUGCGUUACAUUCUCCUUUUAGACAUUGUACCUGUUGAUUCCUCUCGCUAUCGUUUCCAAGACAACAGCUGGCAGGUGGUAGGCGGGGCAGAGGCUCGACUGCCAGACCGUGUCUUCAUCCACCCCGACUCACCUGCGACUGGAGAACACUGGCAGAACCGCACCAUAUCCUUCCACAGAGCCAAACUCACCAACAACACUCUGGACACACAAGGAUAUAUCAUCCUCCACUCCCUGCAUCGAUAUCAGCCACGUGUCCAUGUGAUUGAGGCCCGAGAUGUGCUGAUUUGGGGAAAAACCCAGCACUCCUUCACCUUCCCUGAAACACAGUUUAUUACAGUCACUGCAUAUCAAAACAAUAAGAUCACUGAACUGAAGAUCAACUCCAAUCCAUUUGCAAAAGGCUUUAGGGAGAAUGGCAUGAACUGCAAGAAACAAAGGGAGUCAAGGCUGAAAAGGAAAAUAACAUCCAAUCAAGAGGAUUCCUUGGAUAUUGAGACAUGUGACCCAUGUGAUUCCACUGAGCUCCUCCCACUUACAGACUCUGGCUUUCAUACAGAAGAAUCAUCUUUCCCAGAACAGACAGUCUCUGACCAACCGCUUGUCCUUGGUCAGUCGUUCUCUGAGAUGUCUGACAUUCCCACCUCAAUGGGGAGUCAACCUCAAACAACCUCUGAAAAUAAUGUACAAAACAAGCUGAUGAAUGGGUCUGACCAAAUGAUGGGCCUUUCUGGAUACACGUCCACUUUUCCAACCCCUCAGCUCAGCUCCUCAGCCCACUCGUCAGUACCUUUGCCUCAGUCGUCUUCCAUCUAUUCCACAGUGUCCUCCACACAGAACUCUGACCUUACUCAGCCCUCCAUAAUUUCCUCUCCACCCUCUUUGCCAGCAUAUUCCUCUAUUCCUUCAUCAGACUAUCCUCUAAAUUCCUCCACAACUAUGUCCUCCACUAUGACCUCUCCCCUUGGGUCUACGUACCCUCCUAUUACUCAUUCCACCCGUCCACACCUUCUCCCCUCUUCAUCUUAUCAGGAAAACCUGAGUCCUCAUACACCUUUGAAUCCACCAUUCCAAUCAAUUCAUCCCUCCUCUUGUCAAGAGUUAACAAUCGACCCUGGUCAAAAUCAGGUGGAUGAUGGUGGAUUAAACUCCUCCAAUGCAGCAACUCCCGCUGUCCAAGACCUGACCCAAACAGCCUUUCCAUUCCCCCCAGUGCAGUCUUCGAGCAAUCCUGACCCGACAACUCCUUCAUACCAAAAUGUACCCCAAUCUGCCCCACUGUACCACGAUGUGACACAGUGCCACCCUAACCCUAUUUCCACCCUGUCUGACCCAAACACAACUCCAAAUGCAUUCCCCUUCCCUCCUGCAGCACAGUCCACCCCAAACGACAUGAUCACUCCAUCCAAUCCAAACCCAACUGUCUUCCCCUUUCCCCCCAUUCAACAGAACCCUAUCCUUCAAUCAAGCCUCCAUGGACCUACUCAAAUUCCAGCAGCUGGUUCUUUUCCAGUUUCCCAACCAUCAUCCACCUCAUGUCUGAGCACUACCACUACAAUAUCAAAUCCAACAAGUGGAUCCUUCUUCCCUUCCACCAAUGUUGUCCAUCAAGGCCCACUGCAAUCCAACACACUGCACCCCAUCACAGCAUACCCAGUUCCCUCAUUCCCUGUAUCUUUACCUAGACACAACACGUCUGGCUCUUUCUCUAACCCUACUUCAACGGCUCACACCUCUUACUCCUUCCCUACUCCAAUUCCAUCUGGUCCACAUCCAUUUCAGAGCCUGGCUCUGCCUUCAUCCAGCUCCAUCCAUAGUGUUCCUGCGAUUCCGAACAUGACCCAGAUUCAGCCUACCUUCAAUCAGUCAUACCCCAAUCCCACCUUCCCUCACAUCCUGCCCCAAGCUGCAAACCCCUCUCAGACCUUUUUUUCCAUUCAGUCUUCAGGCACCUCACAAUUACUGCACCCUUCCCUCGCAAAUCUCUCUGUUCCUCAAGUCUCAGCACAUCCACAAUGCUCUGUCUCUUCAAAUGCAUACCCUGCUGUAGCUCCUACUGAGAUCGGCACCUUCUCUACGCUCAAUUCCACUGCCCCCUAUCUGCCAGAUAUGGUACUACACACUUCCUUGCUCCCUCCUCUGGAUCCCUCUCACUCAACCACUGCUCAACCAUCCCUUUAUAACCCAUUUCCUUCCUAUUCACUGCGUCUUUGCCAGGACCCUCGAUCCUCCAUGCAUUUACCCCUCAGGCAUAUUUAUAGACAGCCACAGCAUUCCCACACUCAUGGUCAGGGGUCUUACUUUGAUCUUGGAGGAAGAUCCGUUUUCUGA